AGAUAGAGAAAUCAAAUGGCGUCUGCUUCCUUCUCCCACUUCUCUACUUUCAGAGGCCCCGAAAAAAUCCCCAACUCCAAAACCCUAAUUUCCAGCUCCAGAUCUCCUUCAUAUCCGCUGCUGGUCUCAUCUCCCUUAACUCACCUUCGAUCUCAUCAUCAUCAUCAGAUCUCUAGAAGCUUAUCUGCAUCGGUCUCUACGCAGCAGCAGAUCUCGGACGAUCUUGUUUCUUCAAUUCUUUCCAAGGUGACAGAUACUGACCGAGGAGUUCUGUUGACUAAAGAUGAGCAUGCAGAGGUAGCUGAAGUGGCCCAGCAAUUGGCAAAUUACUGUGUGGAUGAGCCAGUAAAAUGCCCACUUAUAUUUGGAGAGUGGGAUGUGUUGUACUGUUCGGUGCCAACGUCACCUGGUGGUGGUUUCAGAAGUGCAUUUGGUCGUCUUGUGUUCAAAACAAAGGAGAUGGUGCAGGCCGUUGAAGCUCCUGAAACUGUGAGAAACCAGGUCUCCUUUUCCUUAUUUGGAUUCCUGGAUGGAGAUGUUUCCUUGAAAGGGAAACUGAUAGUUCUUGACGAUAAAUGGAUACAAGUAAUAUUCGAGCCCCCUCAACUGAAGGUGGGGAGUUUGGAGUUCCAGUUUGGUGGCAAGAGCGAGGUGAAGCUGGAGAUCACCUACAUUGAUGAGAAGAUCAGGUUGGGAAAAGGAUCCAGAGGCUCCCUCUUCGUCUUCAAAAGACGCGGAUAAAACCAUGAAAGCGAUAUUCGCUUCAUCACACUAGAAUUAUGGUGUAUAUCUUCUCCUUCUUGUUUCUUAUUGUUUGUGUAUCAUGAGCUUUUUGUGUAUUGUGAAGGAGGAUGGUUAUUCACCUGAUGAUGUCCCAACUUGUAAAAUCAUAGUUUAGAAACUCGAAAACUCGACUCAGUGUCUUACCGAGUCAGUCAACUCGGAGACUCAA
Molecule: messenger RNA, 952 nt
Organism: Magnolia sinica
Lineage: Eukaryota; Viridiplantae; Streptophyta; Magnoliopsida; Magnoliales; Magnoliaceae
Product: probable plastid-lipid-associated protein 8, chloroplastic
Exons: 4
Coding region: 16-741 (241 amino acids)
Source: RefSeq, a predicted model, not a curated record